This is a messenger RNA of Diospyros lotus (date-plum), 936 nucleotides long. RefSeq lists its product as uncharacterized. The record is from RefSeq and is a predicted model, not a curated record. Lineage: Eukaryota; Viridiplantae; Streptophyta; Magnoliopsida; Ericales; Ebenaceae. The transcript has 2 exons. Bases 318 to 689 code for a protein of 123 amino acids.
UGGGAGCAAAAAGUAGUAGCAUAUUCUUAAAAUCCAUUAUCAGAUUCCAAACAAUCUACUCAAUGCAAGCCAUCAGAUGGCGGGGAAGGAUGGGUCCCACCAGUGCAAAGCCUUAUCUGGGGCUGACCAAUCGGCUCUCCACAACGCGAUCUCAUUUUCCAUGAAUUCAACUCCUAUUCUAUCCCCCCCCUCACAGUGCAUGUGCAUCUCACUGACUUGAGCAAAAUGGUCAAAUCCAGUUAGUUGUUGGGGGAGCAACACACACCACACCACAUCACAUAUAUUCAUGCCAUUUACCUCAAUCAAUCCCAUAUUCAAUGAUGGCCCAAUCUUUAACCGCCUCUGCCGCUGCGGCCCCGCCCAUCUCCACUGCCCCUCCGCCGCCGUCCACCAAGAAGAUUAAGGGCGCCGCCCAUUUCCGCCCGUCUCCACCGCUCCUCCACCGCAGGAGCAUCGCCUGGGGCCUGGCCGGAGCAGUUCUGGGUUUGAACAGUGUUGUUAAUGGCGGGGAGGAGAGAGCGAGUGCCGCCGGAAGGAGGCCGCCGCCGCCGCCGGCGGAGGAGAAGAAGGACCUGAGCUUGAGCGCGCUUCAGGCGAAAGUGUUGGCCAGCAAGAAGCGGAAGGAGGCCUUGAAGGAAGAGGUGGCCAAGCUUAGAGAAAGAGGGAAGCCUGUUACCGUCAAUGAAUAAUGAUAUAUAUUUUGGUCCAACGUUAGAUGAUUUAUUAUGAUUAUUAUUAUUAUUAUGUUUAGAUUCAUGAGAUGACAAUAAAUCGUUAUCUACAUUCUUAUCAUUAAUGUAUCUAUCUUAUAUUAUUUAAGUUAGGGUUUGUAAUAUUAAUUCCCUCUUAGAAAUUAUAUGUAGACAAUAUAAAUCUAUGCAAAGCUACAAACAAUAGAAUUCUUUACCAAGUGGAUAAUGAGAUAAAAUUUCAAUA